AUGACAGAGUUGAUCAAAGAAGAAUUUAUAAGCGGCCUCGACUCAUUGGAAUGGAUGUCUUCCUUGACCAAAACGAACGCAAGAAUAAAGCGAUACUACACAACAAUUAAAGAUCUUACAGUUGGUGAAUAUCUCUUUGAGAAUACAAAGAACGCUUUAACGUUUGUAGCAGACGAAACAUACGGUUCAUUGGACAAGCCUGUGGAUAGAGACCAAUGGUUCAUGGGCCCAUCCCAAGUAAAUGGCUACUACUCACCCAGGCAAAACCGAAUCGUUUUCCUAGCGGCCAUUCUACAACCACCUUUCUACAACCCAAAUUACCCCAAAUAUCUUAACUAUGGUGGAAUUGGUAUGGUGAUUGGUCACGAGGUCACUCAUGGAUUCGACGACAAUGGUAACGAAUUUAAUUUCUUUACUAUUUUCCAUAUCCAGAUAGACGGCAACCAGACGCUGAACGAAAACAUAGCUGACAACGGCGGACUCAAACUGGCUUUUAAAGCUUACAAAUCGUUGGUCGCAAAAGAGGGCACUGAGGGCACCCUCCCUGGGCUUGGUUUAACUGAAGAGCAACUGUUCUUUAUUGGAUUUGCACAGCCAUGGUGCAGUAUUUACAAGAAAAAGGCAGCCCUUCUCCAGCUUCAAACAGACUCCCACACGUUCCCCAAGUACAGGAUCUUUGGUCCUUUGCACAACUACGAUAAAUUCGCAGAGGCAUACAAGUGUAAAGCAGGAUCUCCUAUGAACCCUGCAAAAAAGUGUACUCUUUGGUGAUUCAAAGUUUCUGGAUAGGUGCAUUUAUCACGAGAUGACUUUCCCCCAAGUCCAAAGAUAAAUAUCAUUGGAGAAAGAGUAAAGCUCAGUCAGUGGUCAGUCCGUAUGAUUCUCCAAGUAUUCCCUUAAUGAUAGAUCCACGAAAUGUUCUGAAAUUAAUUUCUAACAAGAUGUAAUUUUUUUUCCUAAGCCGGAUUCAGUUCAGAGAUAUAGUUUUUUUAAUUGAGAGUUAUUUCGAUUAUGCGCGAAAUAGUUUUCUAAUUAGUUAGGUUCGUUUGUAUUUAAACAGAUACCGUAGAGGUUGUUUUAAUAAUUUUGAAUUUGAUUAAAAAACUGUUGCCUUGUUCUAUA
Molecule: messenger RNA, 1122 nt
Organism: Stylophora pistillata
Lineage: Eukaryota; Metazoa; Cnidaria; Anthozoa; Scleractinia; Pocilloporidae
Product: endothelin-converting enzyme 1
Biological process (GO): protein processing
Cellular component (GO): plasma membrane
Molecular function (GO): metalloendopeptidase activity
Source: RefSeq, a predicted model, not a curated record